GCCACCAGAAUGCAAGACGCGUGCGAAACCACCUGGUUUGCCGCCGGAUGUUGAGUUCCGGCCUUCUUGCAACACAUGCGCCUGUUAAUGCGCGAAGGUUGGCUGACGGGCCGUCGACCCGGAAGGUUUCAUGGUGGAGCCGUGCACGGCGACCCUUCACAAGUGGGCGCUCCUGGUUGACAACAGGUGCGGCCACCUUGGGUGCUGUGUGUGCACAGAGUCUGGUCCUUCUGCCGGCCCGCUUGGCUCGCGCGAACGAGGCGCCGGACGUCUACAGCAAGGCUGAGCUUGCCUUACUGAACGUGAAGGAGCUGAAGAAGCUCUGCAGGCAGAGGAAGCUAAAGGUGACUGGCAACAAGGCGGACUUGGUGAAACGCCUGGACCAGUUCAUGGCUGGGCUGAAGCAGGCAGCAAUGCCUGAGUCGGAGACGCCUGAAUCAGACGAGAUGCCUGAGCCAGACGAGCCUGAGCCAGAAGUAGGCUAUACGAAGGCGCAGCGGGAGAUGCUGAGAUUCAGCCUCAAGGAGUUGCAGGAGCUCUGCAAAGAAAGGGGCCUGGCAAGCGAAGGGGCGAAGGUGGACCUCGUGAAGCGCUUGGCGCUGCGGCAGGCUGAGGAGGCAGAAGCGGAGGCGGAGGCUGAGCAAAGCCAGCUUCCAGAUGGCAGGAGUCAUUUAACCAAAGAAGAUCGCUUUAUUCAGGCCAUCAAAGGUGACGAUGUUGACGUCAAGGCGCUGGAGGAGAUCUUCAACAUGCCAAUGCCCCAACCGGGAGAAGUGGUGACCGGCACGGUCACCUCACUCGUGGAGUGGGGAGCUUUCGUUGAGCUACACAGCAGCGGCUGGCUGGGGCUGAUCCACAUCUCCGAGAUCAGCGACGUCUUCGUUGAGAACAUUGAGGAUUACAUUUGCCCUGGACAGAAGGUAGAGGCUUUGGUGAUUCAGAGCCAGAUGGACCGGGUGGACAGGAUCUCUUUAUCCAUACGCCGCUUAAAGGAUAUGGCGAAGUACGAUCCUCAAGCUCUCGCAUCAAUGCAAGCGAUGCCGACUCAAGCAAGGCCCAACUAUGUCCGUGAGGAGGAUUUGGUGGCUCUGCAGGAGCGCGUCACAGCCCUGGAGGCCAUCAUCAUUGAGAUGGGCCACGGCCAGGCGCUGCGCGAUGCCCGCUGGGAUGCCAGCAGCUCUGCUCGUAGGAGCCGUGUGUCCGAGCUGAACGACGUGCUGGCCGAGCCCGAGCCCGUGGAGCCCGAGGAGACCUCGCCGUCAACAGCCGAGCUGCGAGAGAAGUCCGCAAUUGACAACAUCCUCAAAAGCUUGUUCGAGGGCAGUGAAGAUGCAGCAGAUGGCGACGACUCUGACCUGGAAAAUAUGGAGCCAGGUGCCACCAGACUGCCGGCCUAG
Messenger RNA from Effrenium voratum, 1397 nucleotides. NCBI's taxonomy places the organism in Eukaryota, Dinophyceae, Suessiales, Symbiodiniaceae. The record is from the annotation of a GenBank genome assembly.